Messenger RNA from Seminavis robusta, 1720 nucleotides. Lineage: Eukaryota; Bacillariophyta; Bacillariophyceae; Naviculales; Naviculaceae. The record is from the annotation of a GenBank genome assembly.
AUGCUGCAAGCAGCCAGGGUCCCAAAGACCCAUCAGGGAAAGGAGAAAUUAUCCAAAGCCAAGCAACGCCACCAGUGGUACAACAAGUACAAAGAGAAAAAGGCGGCUACCCUGUCAUUCCACUAUGACAACAUCUGGAAUCAUUUCCCCAAAGGUGGUCUCGACUUGGUGAAAAUAGAGUGCUUGAGAGACAACACUGAUAAUUAUGGCCUUCACCAGUCGGAUUUGCAAUUCGACCAGGUCUGUAAAGAAGAAGCUGGUGAUUUGAAGCUGGGGACCCGUAGCCUUGGAUACAGAUAUGAAAAUGAGCACACAGUCCGUCUCAGAAACAGAGAGCUGUGUCCUUUCUCUGAAAAGAACAUGCCAUUUCUACAAGCAGUUAGAAGCAGCCUUCUGCUGAAGUAUCCCAAGGACAAACUACCCAUAUCAGAAUUUCUGAGAGUAAAUCUGGUGGUGGGGGCAAUGACUGGUCCACAUACGGAUACCAUGAGAGGUGCCACUCCAAACUACUUUAUGUCAGAACCAGAAUCAGAUUUUCAGCUGGAGCUGAGACGAUUCCCAAAUUUUAGAUGUUCUGUGGUUCUAUACAAGGGUUGCUUCUACAUUCCCCAUACAUUUUGCCCUGAAGAACUGGUUAUGAUUGGAUUCAAAGACGGGGCUCCAUUCUACUACGUUUUCCCAAAUGAAAUUAUUGACAAUCUGCAACCUUACGGGGAGUUGACAAGUUUUAUUGUGGUUGGUAUCAAGCAGAAGAAAUUGCAGGUAAUUCCGUGGAAAUAUGAAGUUUUCCAAUCUACCAAAUCGAUGGAACUUAAGUCCAUGGAGGAUGCCAUUGCCGAAGCCAGCAAAAACACAACAAUCAUUGGCAGAAAUAAAUACAUGUACUUCAACAAAUCAGGUGUAUGGUAUCGGUUUUUUGGCUGGAGGAAUAUUCAUAGAUGGUCGAAAGCUUCCAACCACCUGUGCAAGAGAGUUCAUAUUUUCUUUAGACCAGCGACACAGCAAGGAACUGACAGCAUGCCAACAACAGCAAAAAAUCGACUGCCAUUUCAUGUUGUUGUAUUUUCUACAAUGGCAUCCGACAAUAUCGUAGACCUCCUAGAUGAUGAUAGUGCCAGUGCCAGUGAUAGUUCUGUGGAGUUCUGUGGAGUGAGAGGUGUUCAUGAAUAUCAUGUACAUGUUGCUGGGAGACCAAAAGCCAUGUCAAGGCCAAUCUUCCUACAAGCUCUAAGAAGGGUGGUCAAUCCAAGCUCCAAGGCAAUCAAAGAUUUUCGUUCUGCCGCACAGCAGCAAGUCCAACAUCAGGCAACUACAGUUCUCCCUGUAUUUCCCAGCUGUGGAGUAUCCUUGAAGAUUUGGUUUAUGGACAGACUUCCCAAUUCCUGCUUUGUGAACAAGAAUCGGCAUGGUCAGCUAAGGCAACCCUUCCAGAACAACCAUUUAUCUCAAUUCAGGAUCUGCAAACCGGAUACUGAUAACUUGGUCAAAUUAGUUUUGGAUGCGUUGAACGGUGUGGCUUACAAAGAUGACAAACAAGUUGUGGCUAUCACCGCAUUCAAAUUGGCAGAUACAGUCCACCCAUAUGAGGGAAGAACCAUUGUGGAAAUUAAGGAGGCGAAUGAAGCUACAAUUGAGGAAGCACCGGCAUGGGCUUUUGUGAACUAGUUUGAUAAAGUAAUUUACUACUUAGUUGUACUAUCUAUAUGGAUUGUUAGGAAGG